Molecule: messenger RNA, 2707 nt
Organism: Momordica charantia (bitter melon)
Lineage: Eukaryota; Viridiplantae; Streptophyta; Magnoliopsida; Cucurbitales; Cucurbitaceae
Product: O-fucosyltransferase family protein
Source: RefSeq, a predicted model, not a curated record
AUGAUUGAGUUGUACAAAGUUGAGAAAUCUGAAUUUUAUGAUGUGUAUGUGCAAUGUUUGGAAGGGAAAAAUAUACAUGAAUAUCUUGUGUUUGAUGGCAUGCUUUUUAGGAAAGAUUUAACACCCUUGCCACCUAAUAUGUUUACAAGUGAUGCAGCUUUGUCUAAAGCCGAAUACAUCAAAACAUUACACAAAGAGAUCAAGGAACAGAUUGAGAACAAGAAUCGAAAGCUAGUAAGUCGCGAGAACCAAGGGAAAAAGAAAGUUAUUUUUAACCCAGGUGAUUGGGUCGGGUUCAUCUACGAAAGGAAUGGUUUCCAGAUCAGAGGAAGUCAAAACUUCAACCGAGAGGAGAUCGUCCCUUUCAAGUGCUUGAAUGGAUCAAUGACAAUGCGUACAAACUGGAUCUUUGAGGCAACAUCAAUGAUGGUUAGUGAGUAUGCGAAAUCAAUCAUGAACAUGAAAGAGAGGCGGCACGUGUCAUCGGCAAAAUCUCCGUCUCCUCCAUUUUACUCCGUCUUCGGCAUCGGCGGUGACGAACGGAAGCACCACUCAGUUGCAGAAGCUCUGAAGAAAGUGGCCAUGAAUAUUUUCGAUUCGAGAAGACCUACGAUCAAGCUAUGGCACGCCAAGAAAUCCAAUUCACUGUUCCGAUUCUCUCGUUUUCCUCUCUCUGCCCUCGCUCCACUCUUCUGUUUCCUUCUUCUCCUCUUCGUAACCUACAUCUCCUCCUCCUUCUCUUCCUCUUUCUUCAUAUCCUCCACUGCAUUUUCGACUACUACUUCGCGCCGAUGCAACUCCCGGAUCUUAGACCUGGGCGAGAGAUUUCUGUUCUACGCGCCCCACAGCGGGUUCAGUAACCAGCUUUCGGAGUUCAAGAAUGCGAUUCUGAUGGCCGGGAUUCUGAACCGGACUCUUGUUGUUCCGCCGAUUCUGGAUCACCAUGCCGUUGCUCUCGGUAGUUGUCCUAAAUUCAGAGUUGUGGAUCCUGGGGAGAUUCGGCUUGCGGUUUGGGAGCAUAUGCUGGAGCUUCUUAAGGAUGGAAGGUAUGUCUCCAUGGCGGAUAUCGUGGAUAUUUCACCAUUAGCUUCUUACCCUUCUGUUAAAGCCAUAGAUUUCCGGACCUUUGCCUUCUUAUGGUGUGGGGUGAACCUGGAAAGUUUUUGUUCCAAUGAAUUUCGUGAGCAGUCCCCUUUUUUGUAUAGUUUAAAGCAAUGUGGACGUUUGCUAGCAGGGCUUGAUGGCAAUGUGGACAAGUGUUUACAUGCUGUAGAUGAAGAUUGCAGAACUACAGUGUGGACUUACCAAAAUGGUGAAGAAGUUGAUGGGGCUUUAGAUUUGUUUCAGCCUAAUGAACAACUUAAGAAGAGAAAGAAGAUGUCAUAUGUCAGACGCCGUCGAGAUGUAUAUAGAACCCUCGGAUCUGAUUCUGAAGCUGAAUCAGCUACUGUUUUGGCAUUUGGAAGUCUUUUCACUGCCACAUACAAAGGUUCGGAACUCUCUAUUGAUAUCCAUGAAGCUCGUGGAGACCAAAGAAUUAGUUCUUUGAUGAAAAACAUUGAGUAUCUACCAUUUGUCCCGGAAAUCUUGAGUGCAGGGAAAGAGUAUAUUGACAGGACCAUAAAAGCUCCAUUCCUUUGUACUCAACUAAGAUUGUUAGAUGGGCAGUUCAAAAAUCACUGGAAGGCUACUUUUCUGGCCCUCAAACAGAAACUAGACUCUAUAUUGCAGAAUGCCAAGGAACCUAUUCAUGUUUUCGUGAUGACCGAUCUUCCCGAGUCUAAUUGGACCGGAAGCUACCUAGGGGAUUUGGCUGGUGACUCGAAUCACUUCAAACUAUUUUUCCUCAAAGAACACGACGAAUUGGUUCUACGAGCGUCCAAAAAAGUGAUGGCUGUAGGACAUGGCUUCAGAUUAGCAUCCAGUGCAUCUGGUACCGGCACAAUUCAUGAUAUGAAGAAAAAAUGUGCUUCUGAGAGAUUACCGGAUAUUCUCUUAUACAUUGAGGAAACUGUCUGCAGUUGUGCCUCACUUGGUUUUGUUGGUACCGCUGGAUCCACAAUUGCUGAGAGCAUAGAGCUGAUGAGAAAAUAUGGAUUGUGUUCUGGUCAAAAUUUAACCCCAUCUUGACAUUUAGACUUCAAGCUUAAACUCAUCAGAACUUCCACUGAAGUUAUUCUGUGUCAACCUAAUAUUUUUAGACCAUCACGACCUUACAUGAACAGAAUUCUAAUAUCUCUGGAUCAUUGGACCGAGUCAAAGCUGAUGUACAUGGAUUGAGAAUGUGCAUAACCAUUGGAUUCUGCUCGGCUUGUCAUGAAUUGAAGACUGCUUUCCUAGCAAUUCUCUAGUCUCGUCUAAUCCCGUGACUAAUGGCGACCUUACCAAGAUGGCCAGUUAUUGAUUCGAAUCUACCGGCGCCUCAGUCAGUUGGUUAAAGUAUACAUGGAAUGGAACAACAUCAUAUGAAACUAAUGGAAUGAGAUUGCUUGCAAGGAUAUGGAUGACAGGAGGGAUACACACUACUGCUUCGAACCCCAUGAUUCAGAUAAUACAUGUAAGAUGAAAUUUUUAAACAUCAUUUUCAACUUUUCUCUUGUUUAGUACACGUAAAAUUCUCACAUUUUAUAAUUUUAAAAAGAAUAAUACAAAACUCUUUGUAAAUCAAAGGUUUUUAUUAUUGUAUAUUAUGCAACUUUUUACCUGA